Molecule: messenger RNA, 774 nt
Organism: Cryptosporidium muris RN66
Lineage: Eukaryota; Apicomplexa; Conoidasida; Eucoccidiorida; Cryptosporidiidae
Product: 40S ribosomal protein SA, putative
Exons: 1
Coding region: 1-774 (257 amino acids)
Biological process (GO): ribosomal small subunit assembly; cytoplasmic translation
Cellular component (GO): ribosome; cytosolic small ribosomal subunit; 90S preribosome
Molecular function (GO): structural constituent of ribosome
Source: RefSeq, a predicted model, not a curated record
AUGCCAUCAGCGGAAACACGCAAGCUUGAUGAUAUUGCAAAGAUGAUUGUCUGCAAAACUCAUAUUGGUACAAAGAAUGUUGAAGAUAAGAUGUUAUCAUAUGUUUAUAAGAGAACUCAUGAGGGGAUCUUUUUGAUAAAUUUAGCGAAGACUUGGGAGAAAAUUCAAUUGGCAGCUCGUAUCAUUGUUACUAUUGACAAUCUUGCAGACGUUGUUGUGGUGUCCCAAAGACCCUAUGGAUCUAGACCAGCACUGAAAUUUGCUCAGCACACAGGAGCCCAUGCUAUGGUUGGACGAUUUACACCUGGUACACUAACUAAUCAGAUUACCCAGAAAUUUAUGGAACCUCGUCUAUUAAUUGUUACAGACCCACGUGUAGACUCUCAAGCUGUAAUUGAAAGCUCCUAUGCAAAUAUCCCCGUAAUUGCCUUAUGUGAUACUGACUCUCCAUUACAAUAUGUAGAUGUUGCUAUUCCAUGUAAUAAUAAGGGUAAGGAGUCUAUUGCCUUGAUGUACUAUCUAUUAGCUCGUGAAGUUAAUUUCUUAAGAGGUAAAACUGACAAAUGGGAAGUAAUAGUUGAUGUAUUCUUUUGGAGAGAUCCUGAGGAAUAUGAUAAUAAUUCUGCAGCAGUUGCAGAUUUGGAAUUAGCUGAUGGUAUAGGAGCUGACAUUGAAGGUCCUAAUGUAGAAGCUGGAGCAUCUGCAGUAGAAUGGAGUGGAGCAACUGGCAAUUGGAGUGCUGCAGCUGCAGAUGAAUGGAGAAAUGCACCAUAA